This is a messenger RNA of Rhincodon typus (whale shark), 9363 nucleotides long. RefSeq names its product forkhead box N2a (gene foxn2a). Gene Ontology annotation, biological process: regulation of DNA-templated transcription. Bases 164 to 1579 code for a protein of 471 amino acids. Lineage: Eukaryota; Metazoa; Chordata; Chondrichthyes; Orectolobiformes; Rhincodontidae. Gene Ontology annotation, cellular component: nucleus. The transcript has 8 exons. The record is from RefSeq and is a predicted model, not a curated record. Gene Ontology annotation, molecular function: DNA-binding transcription factor activity; cis-regulatory region sequence-specific DNA binding.
CUGCUAGCUCAAGACUCGAAAAGCAAAGAAAAAAGGAUAUACAUAUAAAUAAAUAUUUAAAAUAGGUGCACGCAGUUUCAUAGACUGCAGCGCUACGUGUCGGAAGAUCGACUUGAACUGAAAUGACUAUCUUGUGCUGAUAUUGAUCAAAUGUGAGGCUUAAAUGGGUCCAAUUAUUGGCAUGUCUCCAACAAAAAAAACCGAGAUCCCAGGAAUAGGGGAGACUUGCAGUUUGAAUUCAAGUUGCCCCAUUGACAUUUUGCCAGAGAUGGCUGGUGCCACAAGUAUGAAAGCCAUUUCUGCUGACAAGGGAAUAAUGGAUGAUGAAGAGCUUACAAACCUGAACUGGCUUCAUGAAAAUAAAAAUCUCCUGAAGAACUUCAGCCUGGGUAGUGAGGUCCUUCGCAGUGUUAGCCCUACACGUGACAUCACUGAAGAAGAUGCUUCAUCUUCACCUUGUUCAGAUUCUCUGAACAAUGACAAGCGUGGAUUAAACUCCAAGCCUCCCUAUUCUUUCAGUUGCCUUAUUUUUAUGGCAAUUGAACACUCAGCCAGAAAAUGCCUUCCAGUUAAGGAUAUCUACAAUUGGAUAUUGGAACGUUUUCCAUAUUUUACCAACGCGCCUACUGGUUGGAAGAACUCCGUUAGGCAUAAUCUCUCCUUGAACAAAUGUUUCCGGAAAGUGGAGAAAGACCAUGGCAAGACUGUUGGGAAAGGUUCACUGUGGUGUGUAGACCCACAGUACAGGCCAAACCUCAUUCAGGCCCUAAUGAAGACUCCAUAUUAUUCAACAACACAAGUCUUCUACACACCUCCUGCCUCGCCUCCAAGCGCAUCUCCACCUCCUCAUCACCUCACAACAAUGUCACCUCAGCUCCAAAGCUGCCAUCAGAAAGGUUCGGAUAUCGAUGCUGCCACUGCUAUGAUGUUGCUCAAUUCAUCUACAGAACAAAGACUUCCUCAGUCAGGUGGGCCAUCUCAGCAAAACAGUCCAACAAUGAGCCGAAAACGAAGUCACAAACGUGCAUUUUCGAAGCUUGCUCCCACUUUGGUGAAAAUAACUGAAGCGACAUGCAGAACAAAGGAGAAUGUCGAAACGUCUCCAUCGCAGAAAGACAGCAAGAGUUUGUCUGGUUUACCAGUCAUCAAUAAUGAUCCUAAAGAAGAACACAAUUAUAGUGCAAAUGGUACCGUGUCUCACCGUAGCGAGUCUAGGUCUAGUGUUUCAUCCUUCUCCUCUGUGGAGGAAUCCUAUGAAUUCAUUCCAAAAGCUAGUCGUGGUGGGAGUGACGGAAGUGAAGGCUUCCACAGUGAUGAAGAGUCUGAGGUAGAUGACUGUGAGAAUGAGUCAAAUAACUUGUUAGGUGCCAGUGUCUACAAAUCUGAGCGAUGUGGAAAAGACUCCACUAGCAUGUUACGUUUGGCUGGAAAAAGCUGCAGAACAGUGCAGCAAGAAGUUGAUGAAGAGCUAAAGGAAGCCGCUGGUUCACUUUUGCACCUUGCUGGAAUCCAUAUGUGCCUGGACUCUUUAGUCAGUAAACCAGGAAAAAGCAGGAAUGAGAAACAUAAUGUGAAAUAGCAUGCUUCCUCUCACAUCUGCCAUUGUGUGUUAUUUGGCAAUAUACUUCAAUGGAGCUCCUUCUCAAAAGGAAGAAAAAAGCCAUAUGAAGACUGAAGUGUUUGCCCUUGAAUAUUAACUGCCAUUUGUUUGCACCUUUCUGAGACAAGAAGUUCUCCAUAGGUUGUACCAGUUCUUGAAAAGUGAACUUUACAGCAACCAACACAUGCAAUGGAUCAGCCUGUAUGCUGAAGUAGUUCUUCAGGCUGUUUUAUUGGUUAAAAUUUCAAGCAGUUGAAAAGUGAAAAAAAAGCUUUCUUUGAAAAUAACUGAAGUGUUCAGGGUUGAAAAGGGGUGAUGGGGCUUGGCAAUAUUUUAGACAUCUUGAAGAUCAUACAAUGUAUUUUUCAACCUAAUAUGUUAGUGAUAUUUAAGAAGUUGACUCCCUCUCACGUUUUUCCCUUUCUUGAAUAUGGUUUCCUUCAUUUUCAGAGAACCUUGAAAGUCACUAAUGGUACGUCAAUGUUCCUAGAUUAAUUAACUCUCUCAGGUGUUCGGGCACAAUUCCACGAACAAAAGGAGCCCUCUAAGCACCAUCUCUCAUGCACAGGCUGGCUCAAAUGAUUUUUUAACUGUGUGGAAUAUUGCAGAAAGGCAACUUAGUCCUUCAUGAUGUCCAAAUGCACAUAUUUUCCAAUAUGGGUCAUUAACAAUUCAUCAAAUGUUUCAGUAUAUUGGAAAGUUUGUGUAUUUUUCCCUCCUUGCAACAAAGGUAAUUAUAAUGCCUUGUAACUGCUCCCCAGGCUAAAGUAGUGGAGGCUGUGAGAAGGUUGCACUUUACAUUGGAAGAAAGAAUAAAAAAAAGAGAAAAAUGAAGUUGACUUUGCUAUGCAGUUUUUAUGAAAAUUUUUUUUAAAGUUCGUCACCAAUGUUUGUGCUUCCAAGAUAUUUGGAGAACUCUGAAAUUAUUGAUGGGAGAAAAUUAACAGUGUACCUUUAAUUGUUCAAACAGAAGCCACAGUUGAUAAUAUUAAACUGGAAAUAUUGUUUACCUUAAAUCACCUUCCUGGGAGUCAUGUGAUAGGACAGGCCUGCAGUGAUUAUCAUAACAGUACUGUAGUGGUAACAUCAAAAAGGAUUGGAUUACCAUGAUGUAAGCGAGCAAUACCUCUAAAUUUCACUGAGCAUACAAUUUAGAUUUAAAAUCAGAAUGCAACAGAAAGUCACCGUGCUGUUUUUAUUUGAAGAAAAUAUGGAAAAUAAUGUGUUGAAGUAUAUUGCUGUUGAAUGCUGGACUCAAGCUGAUAUUUAUGCUCAUGACUUAUAACCUCCUUUGAAUCCAUUGGUGAGGACAUGGCCUUUGUAACAUAUUUAAAUGUGCUUGCUUUUUUUGUUAGCUAUGUUCUUAUAUGAAUGUUUUGUUUCCAUCUCCAGCUGUAGAAGUUGAUGGAAAGAUUGCCAGCUGCCAGGCUUUACUAAUGCCAGAAAUAGUGUGAAAUCAAUAGAAUUCCCACCAGAACUUUUUCUCCCUCACCACAAUGGGAAAUCCCCAGUUAGAAAAAUCAAAAAGAAUCAACGUUGUGGUAGUUUAUUAACAUUGUGCCCUGCAUUUUUGGGCAGUUCUUAAAUUUUAAUCCUUGAUUCUGCAAUUUAGCAAUCAUGAGUCAAAAACCACCACACUAUUGCGAUAUGGUAUCAUAGUCGAGUUGGAAUGCUUUCAUGAACACAACGUUCAAUAAGUCCUACAUACUGGCAAUGGUUUCAGAAUCAUGUAUUAUUUUUAUGCAGUGGGAUGGGCUUGGAUGUAUUCAUUUUCUUCACUUGGCUAAUUACUGCUGAAAUACUGCUAGUCUACUGUACUGGAAGCUCACCAGAGCCACAUGCAGAAGAUUUUGAUGGAACUAUAAUAGUAAAACUUUAACAGUAAUGUAUUUGUUCCCACUUACUGAAGCAGGAUCUCCAUAUAAAACAUCCAAAUAUAAAUCAUGUGAUAUACUUUUCCAGUAAGGGGAAAAGUCUUACCCACCCCUGAAUGAGAAUCUGCUGGAUAUGCAUAGUUGGUUAUUUAAGCUGGAACCUUCAGCUUUAUUAGAACAUUCUUGCUAACUACUACUUUAACUGGUCACUGCAGUUUGGUGCAUGAGGUGUUCACUGGAAAGAGGCAAGAACUUUGUAAUUUACACUAAUUCAAAUCCCUGAUUAACUUUAACUUGACCUUGAAAAGGCAAGUCACUGCACUUUUUCACCAUGCAUGAUUCAGAUCUGCAGUGGUAAGAUGGCACUCAAAUUAAGCAAAGUGUGCUUCUUUGGUGCCCCACAAUGAAAAUUGCGGACUUUCCUACUUGAGACUCCCUGCUUGCCAACUACCUCUACUCCUGGAUGCCUAAGUGCCACCUGCCAGCUGGGUACUACUUUUUACCCAUUUCAAAUGGGCAGCUCUUUGGGGAAGUAUUCUACAGGCCAGAAAUUCAGGCCUAUGAAUAUAGCUAGCAGUCACUUUUCUACUCUACUUGAAAUUCUCUGGGUAUUAAAAUCAAAUUCCAAAAUAUGCAGGACUCCCAGAUGUAUGGGUCUACUUCGUAAAAUCUUACAAGUCCAAAAUUCAGGGUAUGUGUCAUGUCAAUGCUUUCCAUUGACACAAAUAUAUUAAUGUAAGUGAACCAUGUAAUUUUGGAUACCUGGUUACUAACUUUGAGAACCAUGUACUUCUUAACAUCUGCUAAUUGGUGCCACUUUAAUAAAGAUUCUUCUGCCUUUCAUAAGUUUCAUUUUUUGCUCUGUUGAUUUUUUUUGAUUUCAGAGAUUUCUGGAAGCCUAAUAGGCACUGUAGUUUCAGGUGGCAAAAUACAGGUAUAAUGCACAAUUUAUUUUCAUAUAAAUAAGCACAGGGCAGCUGGCACACAUCGAUCUGCUUCUCACUGGUCAUGUAGCAGUAUACAAGUUAUAAUAGGAAUGUACAGGGAGGAUGAGCUAUUUGCCAUUACUAGGUAGUAAUGUCUUUUCUGAAUAAAUUUGUUUCUCUUUCAAAACAAAGUAUAUUUUUAAAAUUGUGUUCUGCUUUGAGCUCAUCAUGGUAUGCUUUUUGCUGAAGUUUGUGGUUUCUUAAUAAUUUCAUGCUGACAUGCUCCCAGGGAAGGAUAUGAGAUCUGUUAAGGUAAAUAAAAUUUCUUAAGACCAGUAUAGGUACACUCUGUACCAAGCGAGAGAAAGGGUGGAGAGUUUUCUUUGUUUCUAUGUAUGGAAUGUCGCAUUAUUUAUCCAAACUGCUUUGGUAAGAGUCAUUUCCUGUCAAUAAUCUGUUUGCCAGAUCUUGAAUUGCUCAGCAGUGUUUCCAUGUAAAAAGAAAAUCCAGUGAGGUAUGCCUACUGCAAUGUUUAAUACAAGCAAAUAACCCGCUAACACUGGUUGUGUAGACCAACACAUCUUUAUCCAGUAGCCAGGAUGAUGAUUACCAGUUUGGCUUUCAUUUACUUAACUUCCUGAGUUAGUCUUUUUUCAACUCUCACUCAUGCUUGAAUGAAGAGAGAAGUUAGAUGGCAAGUUGCCAAAGACCGAUACUUCAUUUUCACAUGAAUUGUACUUUCUAUGGUUUGUAUGCUCAGCAUCAUCUUUUAAAGCAAACAAUUUCUCGAACAAUUUUUCUUUAAUUAUAAAGGGACAGGUCAGCAAUCUGCCUAAACUGCAAAAAAUGCAAAUAUGACACUGUUCUCCUGUACACUGAGAUGCAGUAGCACAAAUCCCUAACCAUUGUCGUUAUCCGUCUUUCAACUGCCACCAGCAAUUGAUUGUUAAUGCCAAUAGCCAAUAAGUAAGUUGAGUGUUGAUGUUCAGAAACUUAUCACCAAGUGAGAAUGUCCAUGUUAAUUGAUAAAUCCAUAUUAGUAUAUUUUAUCUUGGUUUGGUAUAGAAUACAUACACAAUGUCACUUGGCAGAUUGCCAAGCCUUGUGUUGGAAUUUAUUCCAUUGGUUAGUACAAUCCUGUUUUCAGCACACAAUAUCAAACUCACUAUUGCUUGGCUGGCUAGAUGCCUUACCUGGUACACAACUAUAUAUACAAAUAAUUGUUGCUGCACACUGAAUAGUGGCCAGAUGAAUAAAUUGUCCGAAGCAAAAUUAGCUGAACUAAAUUUUUAACUGUUCUCUUGCAUUCGUAAUAAUUGAAUAAAGAUGAUAAAUGUAAAUAAUGUUUAUAAAAUGUUUAAACCUCCUCAAAUUUUAAAAUAGCUGUGCAGUGAAUAAAAUAGCUGCUAGUUCAACAACAGCGUUUAAGGUAAUGGUUACCUUUUGUUACCGGUUAGUCAAUUUGGAAUUUCCAAGCAAAUUAUUUCUCAAUUAUAAUGAUGUAUUACUUUCUUUGAAUAUCAUUGUUAUUGCAUUAAAAACAUAUAAUGUGUGGCUGUUGAGAGCAGGACAGGUACUGAUUUCUUUCUCUGAAUUGGCUUUUUCAUAUGUGCUCACUAUCCACUAUCUCACUUAGGCAGAACAUGUGUGAACAAAAAUAGCAGUAUUUCCUGGGCUGCAUUUUCUGUUCCAUCAAGCAGUGAUUUCAGCAGAUGAGCCAGCAGGGCAAGCCAACAAAAGGAACAGGAAACAUGGCUUUGACAAUUUUCUUUUUCCUACCACCCUCUAAAGCCAUUGAUUGCCUCCUAGAUUAGAAUUACAAAACCCUUGCUUAAUAAUUUUGAUCCUGUUUGCACCAGAUCUGCACAUUACAGUAGGUUAAGGCGGUAUUAGGAAGGUGAACCAUAACUCAUUUUUCUUUUACACAGAACACCAGCACUGACACUGAUAUCAGUUAAUUCACUACAACUUAAUUACAUGCUAUUUUCAUGAACCACUGAGGCAGCAAUGAAAUAAUUUAUAUUACCAUUACUUAGCAGGCAUUCCCUUGAGAGCAACUUGUUUUAGUUGCAUCUAAUUUCAAUGAAGUGUGUAAUGCAGAAUGCAGUUCUAUUGGUGUUUAGAACACUAGUUGAUCCACUUCAGGAGUUGAAAAUAUUCAAAUUUGAUUUUUCUAUACUGUAAAUCCAUGUUUGUACUGCAUCUCGAUCAUCAGAUCAAUAUCUGGUGUGAAACCUAUGCUGAGAAUUCACAGAUAAUGCUUGAGAAGAUAGUAGAACUGGUCAACUUCUUUCGAAACCAGUGUUGGGGGUGGGCAUACCCUCUGCUGUAAUUGAAGUAAAUUAAUUGUUUUGAGAUGUGUGCAAAUCAACUACAAUGUAAAAAUGGGACUGCUGUAAUAUAAAAUGGAAGAGUGUCAAUGUUUCUUACACUGACUUCAGAAGUCUAACGUUCAAUUGACAGUGGAUAGAGGUGAUCAUAUUGGAGUAUGUAAAUUAAAUUUGGGCCUAUUUUCCCUUUCUCAACUUAAGUUGGCAGUUCAUAUUAUUGGAACCAUCAGUCUUCCUUUAUUUACAUUGCAGAAAGAAUGAUUCUUUGUGUGAGCCCACACAACAAGUAUUGUUGCUAUGGAAGGAGAUGAUAUCACACUUCAGAAUUCAUUGGCCAAAAGUGGCCAUAUUUACUUAGUUACAGGCUCCAUGGAAAGGAGACUGUCCACUAGCUGCAAUCACAGCUAGCAAAAAGCAAAAUGUUUGUGGUGGUUGGAGAUUUAAAAACCUCACUAAGAAUUCCUCAGGACAAUGCACAAAGCCCUUCCAUCUUCAGCCACGGACAGAAGUGGGAAUAUUUGUGAUGAUUGAAGUGGUCAAUUUAAUUUGCAAUUUGUCAUAAGUGGAGAUGGUGGAAUAGUGGUAAUAUCUAUGAACUUGUAUUGCAGAACCCUAGGCUCAUGUUCUGAGGAUAUGGAUUUGAAUCCUACAUGGUAAAUGGUGAAAUGUGAAUUCAAUAAAAAUCUGAAAUUUUGAAAAAGCUAGUCUAAUUGUCACCAUGUAACCAAUGCCAAUUGUUGUAAAAGGUCAGAAACCCACUAAUGUUACUAAUGUCCUUGAAGAAAGGAAAUCUAUCAUCCUUACCUGGUCUGGCCUACAUGUAAACCCCAGGCUAACAUCCUUUCGAAGCUCUGUGGUCACACAGUCACUGGGAGGUUUUGCACCCACUGCAUGCUGUGCUGACACACUAGCUUCAGCUUUCCAAAGCUAUUGCCAUGCACGGAACUCAGGUCCAUGCAGCAGUUAACAAUUAGUGGGAAUAUUGCUCCAAACCCAUAGUUAUGUGCAACUGUGUAACUGUCCUCUGGGCAAAUAAAUGUUGGCCUAGCCAGUGACAGCUACAUUCCAUGAACAAAUAAAAAUAAUGAAGCUGCCUGUAUCUGCAUGGAACAAAAUCUGGACAACAUACAGGCCUGGGCUAAGUGCCUAACUAACAUUUGUGCCAUGUUAAGUGCCAGGCAAUAACCAUCUCCAACAAGUAUCUAACUACCUCCUUGACAUUGUGAAAGCUUCCACCGUCAAUAGCUGAGACUUGUCAUCAUUGACCAGAGCUAGAGGAGGCACAUAACUACUGCUAAUACAAAAGCAAGACAGAAACUAGAUAUGUCACCUCCCGAAGCCACCUACAAGGCAUAAGUCAGGAAUGUGAAGAAAUACUCUCCGCUUGUAGGGAUGAGUUCAUAUCCAACAACAUUCAAGAAAGUUGAUACAUUCCAGGACAAAGUUGCCCAAUAAAGCCCAACCACUAUCUUAAAUACUCAUUUGCUAGCCAAUAUAUUGGAACUCCCUGGGGGUACUUUGACUGCAUGAGGACUGCAGCAAAUAAAAACCUCAGUUUUCUACCACUUCCCUGAGGGCAUUUAGGAAUAGGCAAUAAAUGUUGGCCUUGAAAGCAACAUGCACUUGACAUGGAUAAAUGCUUUUCAAAAUCAGCUAUAGUGACUAUUCACUCCUGCUUCUAUUAUCAUUUCCAUCCCACUGCCACCAGCCAAGUACUGUGACAAGUUUGAGGCUUUUGUUCUUGCCUUUCAAGUAAUCCACAGGAUUUUUAAUUAUUUUACCUAAGAGAAUGCCUAAAUUAUGAACCGCCUCCUUUUAAAAAUAGAAGCACUAUCUGGAGGUGAAAAUCCACAGAUUUACAUUGAUUGUGAAUUUUGGUACAUAGUUUCCAACUGUGGUUAACACUUCUCUCAACCACUGUCCAUUUUAGAGUGGAAUAAGAACCAUGAAACCUCUUCUAAUAAUACUAUCCAUUAAGAAGUAAUAUUAGACAAAAUUAGUACACUUUGUAUUGGUGAUUUCAGUGAGCAAAGUCUGAGGAGUAGAGGUUAUAUUGUUUAUCCUAAGGUGGUUCAUAAUGUUGUACGUAUUUUCACUUCUUAAACUGGUAGUGACGUUCUGCCUGAGCUUACAUCAUGUAAUUUACAUUUUGUUCCACUGCAUGUAUGCCUGACUGGUGCUCAGGUAGUUGCAGAUUAAUGAAACAAACUGAUACAGAAGAUGAAAAAAAUUGUACAGAUGCAAAAUGCAAUUAUUCCUAUAUUACUUCUUCACAUAAUUUUUAACCAAAAAAGUAACACGCUAAGUAGUUCAAAUGCCAAUAGAACUAGUUUUUAAAAAAUGUCAUUAAAUUACUGGAUGUACGAUGAAGGGGAGAGAGAAACAGAUUGGAGGUGCUCAGUGUUUGGUGUUUCAAAAUACAUUCUGAACACCUGUUGCAGGUCAUACCAAAACCUUCUUCCAAUCUGAUCCUUAAAGCCUACAACUGGUUAUAAAACUGUUUAAUUAUGCCAUCAAAAUCAUGUAUGUUAUUCUGUGUUCAUAAAGAUGUUUUUAUAAAUGUUUAUUUUUGCCAAAGAUAUGCAAAUUGCAUACAAAUGGUAUUGUUAAAUAAACUUUCUUUUUAUUUGUAA